AUCAAACGUCUCGCUAGAAGGCAGCUAGUAGGAUGCGGUGAUGAAUGGCGAUGCAUCCGUCUGGUUUUUCAUUCAGUGAAAAUGCGACUUCGUACAGUGAGGUGAAAUGUGUUCGAGCGCUGUGACAAGAGUGUGUUGUUAUUUACAUCGCUGCUCCAGAUGUGUUGUUUGAGUGUCUCCAUCAUCGCAAGUUUUGAACAAAAUAGGCCUAAUCCGUGCUCGGGCUAUACUAGAUUUCAUAAUGGCUGCAAAUAGAAACCGAGCCACUCAACACAAAAAUAUAUCUUCUAUUUUGUCAAAAUUGCACGGCGCAUUUGCGGAUGCAAUGGCGCCUCCUAAGUUAGCGACGGACAAGAGAACUUUGGACAAAACAUGGAAACUUAUGGACAAAGUGGUGAAACUCUGUCAACAUCAGAAGAUGAACUUGAAGAAUUCUCCUCCCUUCAUUUUGGACAUUUUACCAGAUACGUACCAACGGCUUAGAUUAAUUUAUUCCAAAUACGAAGACAAAAUGAUUGUGCUUCACAGUAAUGAACAUUUUAAUGUGUUCAUUGUAAAUUUAAUGAGAAAAUGUAAGCAAGCCAUAAAGCUGUUUAAAGAAGGAAAAGAUAAAAUGUUUGACGAAAAUUCACACUACAGAAGGAAUUUAACCAAAUUGAGCCUUGUAUUCAGUCAUAUGUUGAGUGAGCUCAAAGCCAUCUUCCCUAAUGGUACAUUUGCUGGUGACCAAUUUAGAAUUACUAAGAGCGACGCAGCCGAUUUUUGGAAAAGCAACUUUGGGAACAGCACCCUGGUUCCGUGGAAGAUUUUUCGGCAGGCUUUAAAUGAAGUGCAUUCUAUCAGCUCUGGAUUAGAGGCAAUGGCUUUAAAGUCUACUAUUGACCUUACAUGUAAUGACUAUAUCUCAAACUUUGAAUUUGAUGUAUUUACAAGGCUAUUUCAGCCAUGGACUACUUUAUUAAGAAACUGGCAGAUACUUGCGGUUACUCAUCCGGGCUAUGUUGCAUUCCUAACAUACGAUGAAGUGAAAGCAAGACUUCAAAAAUAUAUCAAUAAACCUGGCAGCUACAUGUUCCGUUUGAGUUGCACUCGUCUUGGACAGUGGGCAAUUGGAUAUGUCACAGCUGAUGGAGACAUAUUACAAACAAUUCCACAAAAUAAGUCACUUUGUCAAGCACUUUUAGAUGGAUACAGGGAGGGAUUUUACCUGUAUCCUGAUGGCCGCAAUGUGAACCCUGACCUUUCAUGGGCUGUGCAACCCACCCCUGAAGACCACAUUGCUGUCACUCAAGAACAAUAUGAGCUUUAUUGUGAAAUGGGCUCUACAUUCCAGCUCUGUAAAAUUUGUGCAGAGAAUGACAAAGACAUUCGCAUUGAACCAUGUGGUCAUUUACUUUGCACACCAUGUCUGACAUCAUGGCAGGACUCUGAAGGUCAGGGCUGCCCAUUCUGUCGAGCAGAAAUUAAAGGCACAGAACAGAUUGUUGUGGACCCAUUUGAUCCAAAACACCAGCACAAGGCUAGCUCUUUUAAACAAGUAGUCGACUUAGAUGAUGAUGAUGGAGAUACAUCAGAAUAGCAAUUGGCCUCCGCUGCCGCCCUAGUUGAUGCCGCCUUGUCUUCAUCCCUUCCCCUUGAACCUCCACCACGGCCCCCACGAACUGAUGCUUCUCCAUGCCCACCCCGUCCUCCAAGGUACGGGCGACCACCGCGACCUCCAAGACCUCCUCGGCUACUUCUGCCUAAGUCUUAGAAAUAGAAGCAGUCUUUGGUGGCCCAUAUCCUCCUACUACAGAAGCAAUAAGGUUCUAGUUUCGUUGUAUAGAAUUUUUACAUUAUCUGUUUGAAGUUUAUUUCCAAGUUACCUCGUGCACUUGUGUAUCAGGCUGGGCCUGAUAUUUCUUGUUAUAGCCGUAACAAUGCUAGGCUGGACCUAGCCAUGCUUCUUCAUAAUAAUCUUUGCUGUUGAUCCCUUUCAUGUAGAGUAUGGUCUAUAUUUUUUAUUAUUGAAAUUAGACGUGGAAUAUACCACAUCACAAUUUUUAAGUGCACAAGGUUACCUUGGGUUAAACUAUUGAACUCCUAUUCAAUUUCCACUUCUAAAUUUCAUAACAUUGUAAAUUUUAUCAGAAAAAUGAUGGAAAUAAAUCAGUAAUUGCAUCAUUUUUUCUGAUAUCAGUACUGAUCAAUUCAACAUCACUGACUCAUACCUAGUGGUAAAAUGAGCGACAUAUAUGUAUAAUAUGGAACUGUUAAUUUCCUCACAGUGGACACUCGAAGACUUAUUUGUGUUGUUCUGUGACAUCACCUGUGUAAUAUUUUUUGUUUUCUAUGGCUUAUCAAGUUUUGUUCAGUUUCAUUGUUUGUAACAAACUUUGUACAUUCAUUAUGUACUAUUGUAUUAAUUUUGCUCUUAUGUUUCCUGUUUUAAUUUGUAUUCUAUUUUUGUUCAAUAUAGGUACUUUUCAUAUUUGUUUAGAUUCUCAAAGGGAAGUAUCACUGAGUCAGCAAAUGUUCCGGCAUUUGUGGUGUUGUUCAAUGGGGUGACAGCGGCAGCGGCCCAGAGUUCCUCUUCAGAUUCCUGGAGGUCAUCUGAUAGACAAACUAUUGUUGUUGAAAAUGUUUUGUGCUGAAAUGUGUGAUAGCAAGACUAAAAGACAUUAUACAUCAUGUGUAUUCCAAUGAAGAAUGAGCAAGAUGAAACUCCUCACUGUUGUGUAAAUGUACCAACUCAAUCAUGUAAACUAUUUGAAGUAUUGAGAGUUGUACCUGUUUUUCAUGCUUUUAUAUCUGACAGGUAGUAGAUUUGUCAGACAUGUAACUCUUAGGUAUGAGAACAAGUUAGGUUAAUUGCAAUAGGAAAGUAAUUGUAAUAACUGUGCUCUCUUUACAAUGUUGUUGGGUUCUAUGAGUAGUCAUUUUGUUUUUAGACUUCUAGAAAUAUUAUGAUGAUUGGAAUACUCUUUGGUGCAAUGGCCCAAAGUCACUCAUGUUAACAUUUUUUUUCUCUAUGCUUUGGCCCCCUUUCACGGGUUUCUGACUGUGUGAAAACUCACACAUGUUUUAAAAACACUCUAAUGCAUAAACUUGUUUUAUAAUAUAUAUUUACUUAUGAGUUUUAAUUUUGUUUGUUACGUUUCUUUUAGUUUUAUGAGAAUUUUUAUAAUGUGUUGGCUGUGGUAUCAUUCAUGUAACUAUGAAGAGGAAUUUAAACCUAAUCUUGCUUUUUAAAUUUCCCAUCACUCUUGCCAUUAAAUUGUAUAUUCUAACAGUGGAGGAGGGCCUUUUGUUAUUCUUAUUGCAGUUCCCAUGUGUGACUCUGGUUGUCUUUGAUUGAUUGCCACUGCUAGCCUAUCUUAUUGCCAGAUAGUACAAUGAACUUGUAGGAGGGAAGACCAUUUUAAAUAUUAUAGAAUGUGGUCUGACGUCUUUGAAUGUCUAGCAUGUUAUUUAUUAAAUCAAACUCCAAGCUGUUCUUAUAAAAUCAUAUUUUUUAUGCAAUUUCUGUAUGUGUAUUUUAAUUAAUCUGUUAAAUAUAUGUUUCUUACUCAUAAAUCAUAAAAGUGACCAAAGAGCAGUUGUCGCUGCAUUUGCAUGGGAAUAAGAUGACUGUUUGAUUUCUGUAUCCUCUAAAAGAAAUUAGUUUGUAAUUCCUUGAAGCUGUGGUGAAGGUAAAAUGAUAAACCAUCACAAAAAAUUUCAAUAGCAGUACUUUAAUUUGGUACUACUGAAGGUAGUUGAGGGAGGAUUUCUAAAUGGCUAAAUCAAUUUGGUCUUUGUGUCUAAUUUUUGAAACUGUUUGUUGGUACUGUCAGUCUAACUCUUUACUUUAAAUGUUGCUGCAUGCCUCUUGCAUUCUCCUUGGUUACUGCAUGGCUCCUAUUAUUUACCACAGAGUUACUGUUGAGGGAAAGCUUGCGCUAUCAUGGAAUAUUUACGGGAGUGCUGUUCCCUGAGUUAAUUCAUAGAAGCAUUCUUGAAGUCUGAUUCCUUAACCUGGUCUUUUCUGCUACUAAAAGAAACAGUCUUCUUUUAUUUAUAUUUUUAGUCAAAACAUAUGAAUUUUAAGCUUGAUAUUACAUAUACUGUAGGAUGCUCUUACAUUUGUAAAACAUGCCCUUCGAAAUUUAAUACACACAUUAGUAAGCUACGUUUUACUUAACCCGUUUUGACGAAAUGCUUAAACUUUUUGCCCUUCAUGCUUGCUUGGUUAUUUGUCAAUUAGGUAAUGCACUCUUUAAUCUCAUAGUACUGUGUAUGACCUCUAAUACGUCUUUUUGCUCUUGAAAAUUUGCUCUCAUUUUGUUCCAAUGAUGGAGAUAAAGAGGCGAACUGGAGUGUUAUGCAAGUAUACUUUGUGACUAGACUGACCUCCACCAUAGUCAUCUUUCAUGUUCCAGCACUAAUAAUUAAGUCAUCCUGAAGCACAAUCUAAUUCACUGUGUCAUUGUAUCUAGUAUCUUGAAGAUGUGUGUUAACCAUAUGUAAUUUGUUGUGAAUUUUUUUUUGUCUCUCAAAGGUUAAACACUGUUAUCAUUAUACAGUUUCUGGCAUUUAUUACGUGACAUAAUUUCAAUUUCAUCAUAUUAUUAAAUUAUAAUCAAAAUAAGUGUAGACUGGGAAGAAGCGUCGUAUAUUCAGAUAAUUUUAAUUGGAUUGUGUGACUUCAGGUCUUCCAUUGUUACUGAGACUGAUGUGCUUGUGAGCAAUAUUUGUGGUAUUGACCUUGCCUGCCAUGUAAAUCAAACCUAAAGUUGGCCUUAGAAAGUAGAAAUCGUCUGUCAUAUGUCUUUGCUUCUCUCAUUUUGGUAAAAAAUUUGGUUGAUUUAUUUUGACUAAACCUUAUUUUUAUUGAAUUUACACUAAUCCAGUUCUUGAAAUUUUUUAUUCAUAUCACUUUUGGCUGAAAAGUACCCUUUAAAAACCAAAACCUUUAAAAAAAAUAAAAAAAAAUCAGAUCAGUCAAGUAUUUUUCCACCAAAGCUCGACUGGAUCCUUAUAUUUAUCUUUGAAAAGAGACUAAAUCACACCUCACAUACUGCACAAAUUUAUUGUUCUAUUUGUUUCUGGCAAGAUGUGCUGUUGCUUCUGUUGUCCUUUUCUUUGUUUUGAAUAUUUGUGUUUACUUACCAAAUUUCAAUUUUUGCCUUUUAGAAAUUGUCUUAAGGUGCACUCAGCAAUGUAGGUUUGAAAUGUCUUGUUCUAAAAUAAAACUUAAACUACCGUCAAGACAUAAUUUGUGAUAUACUGGGCAAAUAUAGAAUACCAUAGUGUACAUACUACUUGAAAUCGCCUACCUCCCACCCUUAACUGAAUUAUUUAUCCCAUACAACUAUGUUUCUAAAUUGGUAGGUGUUUAAAACUAAUUAGUACUGUGUGCCUGAAGGUUUGGGAAUUACAUGGUUUGAGGUAUGUAUUUUCUUGUGUUCUCCUCAAGUUCAGAUAUGAAUGUUAAUUGUUUUCUGAGACAAACUGGAACCCUAAGGUUUAAAAAUAAAUAUCUGCCAGUGUGAAGCAGACUCACUUUUUUGUUCUAUCCCUGAACUUUGGAGAAUUAAAUGUCUUUUGUGAUGGAUCGGGACCAAGGUAAUGUAUUACCAACUAGCCUAUCAGUAGAAAAUUUUCUUUUCCCACUUAGCCUAAACAUUUUAUUUUGUUUCAAAACUCUGUGAGUGCUUUGUUUUAGUUUUUUUUUCAUAUUAAUCUGCCAGGGUAGUUGGAACCCUACCAAAUGUGUCUUUAUUUCUUUAACUGUAUCCAGUUUGCCUCCCCUUUGUAUUUUAUGAAAACAUACUUUCUUUUGUGCUAUAUGAACAAGAUAUUUUAAUAACACUGCUGACUGCACCUUUCCGUUGUUGGUAAUGUGACAUUGGCAAAGUCACCAGUGCCAAAUUGCUGUGUAUAUAUUCAAGUUAGAUUAGAAAUAGUAUUAUAUCUCUUCCUCUUAGUUCAUAAGAACCGCUCAUGCGAAUGUUGAAAUCAUUUUAAUAUGUCAACAGUAAGUAGGCAUUAAAAUUUGUAGAUAAAAUCUAUUUAUUUUUUGUGAUUCAUUAGUAGAUGCCUUUUCUAAUAUUACUUCCAGUUAUGAGAGACAUGCACCCGCCACACAAGAAUGUGCAGUUCUACACUGUACAAUGUUGGACUUGCAGAACUUGCACAAUGUAUGACGGAUAAAAUGUCUGCUGUACUAAUGUUUGUUAAUAGUGCUGGCUUUGUCAUACAUAUGAUGUGAUUUUAUUGAUAAUAGGUCAAAUGUAUUUCUUUUUUUCAAUGAUCACUUGUUCUUCAAUUUGUAAGUAAAGUGUUAAGUCUCUCAUAUUUACAGAACAGCUUCUCUUGUGUUCAUUAGGAUCCCUCGCAUGAUUUGCAUAACAUGUUAUGAUUAGAGUUAGGUAAAUGGCUAAACCAGAUAUUAGCAGGCUAAACAUAAGAUCAGCAACCAGGUUACUUCGUUAAUCCUUGGCAAAGCCCUUUUCACCACGGGCUAAUCCUAUGUUUAGUGGGACACCUAGCUCUAACCACUAACCAUGGCACAGAUGUAACUAUCAAAAUCCCCAUUUUGCACACAGUAUGAAAUAUUUUUUAACCAUUUCCAUUUGUAAUGAAAUGUCUUGAGUUCACAAAAAUAUGAUUCUCUUUCAACUCCCAAAACUUGUGGAGUUGUUGUGCCCGAUUAAAGUGAUGUGUUGUUCACUAAUUUUCUUGUUUUUCAUCAAAUUCUUUUCUUGUUUGAUACCCUUCAUCUGUUGCACCUUGCAAAUUUAUUCUCACAUUACAAAAGUGAUAUAUUUUUGUGUUCUGUAUGCAGCAAUAAGCUUGAACUAAUACUUGUCAAAUCAGUUUUCAGUAUUACUUGCUGCAUGAUACUUCUAGAUUUUCUUUUCAACUUGAGAAUGUGCAUCAAAGCUGUUGGAUCCUUGACCGAACAUCUUUAGUAUGACUUCACUUUGAAGAGGAUACCAAAACAAACAUUACUGUACAAUACCUUGUUUUCUGAGGGUUUCUAGAUGGUAGUCACAAUCAGCUACCUUUUACAGAACAUUAAAGAGGGACUAAUGAUUGCUGAUUUUUAGUUCUGCAUGUAUGUCAUUUUAUUUAUGCAUGCUCUUUCCUAGAUUUUUUUUUUUUUUUUUUGGAGGUUUAACAAGUCCUCUAUUUGAAAAUUAAUGUUAAAGAAAAAGGAAUACAUAUCUUUCAUGUGAGUUUCUUCUCUUAGAUUUCAUUGGAUUGCUCUGGCAAUUUCUGAGCCUGUGAGCCUACCUGUGCCUAUAAUUGGGGGACACAUACACACACUCCAUUAUUCUAUCUCCUCUUAUGUUUUCUUUGGAUUGUUUUGAAAUGUGUUCUUUUGAAUUAGGCGUUUCAGUGCUGGAUGUGUAUUAUGGACCAAAAUUUUACUUUCUCAUUACUCCAGUUAUACUUCGUAACAGAUUAUGGAAUGCAGGUUAGUUAUAUUUUCACUUUAAAUUACCUUGGUGUGUGUGUGUAAGAGAAUUUAUAUUGCCUGGCUUUUUGCUCUUUAUACGUAUUUUAUGUUACCCCAUUUUCUCCCAAGACAACUGUUUUUAAAUUGUCUGCCAAGGCAUAUGUAACAAGGAUGCAAAUAAUAAUCAUAGAAAAGUGCA
Messenger RNA from Frankliniella occidentalis (western flower thrips), 7625 nucleotides. It is a transcript of the gene Cbl, whose product is annotated as E3 ubiquitin-protein ligase CBL-B. Gene Ontology annotation, biological process: negative regulation of epidermal growth factor-activated receptor activity; cell surface receptor signaling pathway. The transcript has 5 exons. Gene Ontology annotation, molecular function: calcium ion binding; phosphotyrosine residue binding; receptor tyrosine kinase binding. The coding region runs from base 242 to 1579 and encodes 445 amino acids. NCBI's taxonomy places the organism in Eukaryota, Metazoa, Arthropoda, Insecta, Thysanoptera, Thripidae. Gene Ontology annotation, cellular component: plasma membrane; membrane raft. The record is from RefSeq and is a predicted model, not a curated record.